Candida tropicalis MYA-3404 is the source of this 1125-nucleotide messenger RNA. RefSeq names its product mitogen-activated protein kinase (gene CSK1). The record is from RefSeq and is a predicted model, not a curated record. Gene Ontology annotation, cellular component: nucleus; cytoplasm. NCBI's taxonomy places the organism in Eukaryota, Fungi, Ascomycota, Pichiomycetes, Serinales, Debaryomycetaceae. The transcript is spliced from 2 exons. Gene Ontology annotation, biological process: protein phosphorylation; intracellular signal transduction. Gene Ontology annotation, molecular function: protein serine/threonine kinase activity; ATP binding. Bases 1 to 1125 code for a protein of 374 amino acids.
AUGACAUCAAUCAAAAGUAAAACUACUAAUCUAAAGUCAUGCUCGACCUACACAGACAAUGAGAACCACUUUCUAGUAGAUUCAAGAUAUGAAAUAGUGCGAGUGUUGGGGAAAGGUUCAUAUGGUGUUGUCUGUUCUGCCAUUGAUACUAAGAGUUCCAGUUCAGGAAUGGAACAUAAGAUAGCUAUCAAGAAGGUCACUAAAAUAUUCAACAAAGACAUACUAUUAAUCAGAGCAAUAAGAGAACUAAAGUUUAUGAUGUUUUUUAGAGGUCAUAAAAAUAUAGCAACACUUCUUGAUCUAGAUGUCGUUUACGUUAAACCAUAUGAAGGGUUGUAUUGUUUCCAGGAACUCGCAGAUUUAGAUUUGGCCAGGGUAUUGUAUUCAAAUGUACAAUUCUCAGAAUUCCAUAUACAAAGUUUUAUGUAUCAAAUUCUAUGCGGAUUAAAGUAUAUCCAUUCAGCUGACGUAAUACAUAGAGAUUUGAAGCCAGGAAAUAUUUUGGUCACAACUCAAGGUACUUUAAAAAUUUGUGAUUUUGGUUUGGCAAGAGGUAUUAAUCCCAAUUAUUUCAAAAAUCGUUCACCCACAAUCACAAAUUAUGUUGCAACAAGAUGGUAUAGAGCUCCUGAGUUGAUUAUGUCGACUAAAAGUUACACCAAAGCAGUAGAUAUCUGGGCAGUGGGUUGCAUUCUUGGAGAACUCUUUGGAAGAAGACCAUUAUUCCCUGGUAAGAAUCUGCAUGAACAAAUCCACGAAUUGUUUAAAAUACUAGGUAAUCCUCCCAUGGAGACCAUCAAAAAGUACAAUUGGAAAGUAGAAGGGUUACUUUGGGUUAAAUAUAGACCGGCUAAAUGGAAGAGUUUGUACCCCUUUGCUCCCUUAGAUGCCAUACAACUAUUGGACAAACUUUUAAAGUGGGAUUACAAGGCAAGAUUAGACGUGGAAGAAAUAUUGGCCCAGAGUUUCUUUAAGAGUUUACGUAAUGUUUUUGAAGAACCAUCCAGUAAAAAUAUAUUUGAUUUUAGUUUUGAGGAGAAAGGAAGAAAUAUUCCACAAAUGAAAGAAGUUCUUGAAUCAGAAGUUAAGCAUUUCAAAGAAACUUGUAAAGCCGGAAUUGAGUGA